Protopolystoma xenopodis is the source of this 456-nucleotide messenger RNA. Lineage: Eukaryota; Metazoa; Platyhelminthes; Monogenea; Polystomatidea; Polystomatidae. The record is from the annotation of a GenBank genome assembly.
AUGCAGGAGAACAAUUUUGCAAAUCAAUGUCGCUCUAAACGAGCGCCAAUUUCUCUAAGCCUAUCUCGCCAGAGGUCAAAUAUUUUGAGCUCAAUUUCUCAAAUUGAUCGUCAUCUAAAGCAGAUAUUGCGAGUUCGACAGCCUCCAAAGCCUUUAGUAGCCACAUUAGCUGAUUUGGCCAAGUCUGUAGAUAUCUUAUCUCCCGAAGAUAGAAUUCGCUCAUUAGUUACGGUACCAGGAAACAAGACAGCACAGGAAAUCAUAAUGAGACUUCUCAAAGGAGAGAUUAUAGCCGCUGAUGACGACGAAAUAUUAUUGCGUCGUUUUUUUUUGGGAAGCGAGGGCCUGAAGUCCGCCCAAUUUUGGAUCAAGCAGUUUGCCGAGGCACAUAAUGUCUUAACCGAGGCUGAUUGGAUCAAUAUAUCCAUCAACAAGGCAAGCAUCAAUGUUUUAUGA